Messenger RNA from Neoarius graeffei (lesser salmon catfish), 3540 nucleotides. RefSeq names its product OAF homolog b (Drosophila) (gene oafb). NCBI's taxonomy places the organism in Eukaryota, Metazoa, Chordata, Actinopteri, Siluriformes, Ariidae. The coding region runs from base 234 to 1037 and encodes 267 amino acids. The record is from RefSeq and is a predicted model, not a curated record. The transcript has 5 exons.
AACACUGCAGCCAACAGAAAGAAGGGGGGAAUAAAAACCAUUCAGCAAUCUAGGGGGAGAAACUCAGUGGAGAGAGAGAGAGAAUGAAAGAAUGAAAGAAGAAGAGAGUUUUUCGUGCAGCUCGUGUAAAUCACUGUUUAUGGCUCACUGAGAUUGUUUGAGUUGUUCAUGAUGAAUUGUUGUUGUGUGAAACAGCCUCUCACUGACUUUCCUCCGUCUUCCUGUUUGGACUCAUGAACCCGAGCAGUGUUUUAUCAGCCUCAGUCCGGGUCAGUCUGGUUGUCUGCGGUUUCCUGCUGGCGGUGAGUGUGUGUUCAGAGCUCAGAGUGUUGGUGCGGCUGAACGAUGGUCAGAUAACUGCAGAGACUUUAGAGUCAGACAGCAAGAGAGACAUCAUCAGUGUAGAGUUCAGGCACACAGACGGCACUCUCAUCACCUUCCUGGCGGAUUUCAAGCAGCAUGUGAAGAUCCUACGGGUGCUGGUGCUGGGGGAACCGGAGCGGGGCCAGACACAGUACCAGGGCCUGUGUUUCAUCAGCAGGCUAGAACAUGGAGAGAUCAUCCCAAGUGAGGCCAUGGUCAGACUGAGACAGAAAAACCCUCAUAUGGUGCGGACUGCCGAGGAGAAGCGUGGUCUCGAGCGGAUGACCAUGAACAUGGUGGUGAAUCUGACUCUAUCCUGGCACCUGAGCUCCCACAUCCGCAGCAUGUGCCACGAUGCCCAAGACUUCAUCUUCACACGGGAACAGGAUGUUAAAUACUGGCUAGAAAAGGGUGUGGAAGGCUCCGUAUUCAAAGUGGUUCCCCAGAACGUCGAGAGUGCAGGCCUGCCGAGUUGCGGUGCUACUACGGAUCCGUGGCAGCCGUGCUUGUGUAGCUAUACCCUGAGACUGGAGUGGUACCCGUGCAUGCUGAAAUACUGCCGUGGCCAUGGGCCGAGCCCGUACAAGUGUGGGAUCAGGAGCUGCAGCAAGGCCUACCACUUCAACUUCUACACCUCAAGCAAGCAGCUGUGCAUGUGGGAUGAAGAGAGCUAAAGGUGGAUUUGUUGGAGGAUUAUCAUCACGAUAUGUUUUUGAGCUCCGGUAUCUUCAGGUUUGUCUUUAUUUUAAACUUGAGACAUCAAGCCAGGUCAUGAGGUUCGUUUCUGCUGUCACGACAGUGUAGCCGCAAGGCAGAAAGUCACAUGACUGAUAGGCUAAUAGGUUAAAUUCCCUCCUGGGAAAGGUGUGUGUGUUUGGAUUCUGUCUGCGGUCAUUGUUGACAUUGUUAACAUUUAUUAGUGACUUUCUAUGUCUGAACUAGGAAGAACAUGUAUAGUAGAAUUUAUUAUCAUGCCAUGGGAGUCAUUUUUAUUUUGUGUAUAUUAUUAGUGUUAAACACUCAUUGGCCACUGUAUUAGGAAAGCGGACAUGUCCACCUGCAAAUACGUUCAAUUGUUAAGUCUGCCACAUGAUUUUUAAAGGUCCCAUGGCAUGAAAUUUUCACUUUCUGAGGUUUUUUAACGUUAAAAUGAGUUCCUCUGACCUUAAGUCACCCCAGUGGCUAGAAAUUUCAUAAUGUGUAAACCAAACUAUGCCCAACAUUUGAGAAUGGCGCGUCAAAACGGCGCGUUGAUAAACUCUUCCCUUUACUACGUCAGCAAGGGAGAUGAUCCCCACGCCCCCCCUCUGGAUUCCCACCCACUGUAUGAAUUGCCCCGCCCAGUUGUAGUGAGGAGACCACAGAGGACACAACAACAUGGCAUCGCCUAAGCGAGCGAAACAUGGAAAUUGCGCUGUACAUGGAUGUGACAACACAGAAAAGAGUCUGUUUUUACUGCCGACGAGAGAGCCCCUGAAGACGCAGUGGCUUAAUUUUAUUUACUCCAAUAAUACGCCGUCGAGUCUACCUAAGACGGUGUAUGUUUGUCGGAAGCAUUUUCCUGAGGAAUGUUUCCACAACUUGGGACAGUACAGGGCAGGUUUUGCACAUCAACUGUCACUGAAGCCUGGGUCCGUACCAAGCAUCCCUGCCGCAUCAGCAACAAACACCGAACAAGUAAGUGUAGAACUGUUAAGUCGUUUUGCCGUGUUUUAAAAUCGGUGCCACGUUAGCCUUGCAAUGGCUACAUUAGCUGUGCAGCUAACCGCUUCCUGCAGUUAGCCAGGUAAUCUGCGCUACAAAACCAAAAAGCAUGCAGCAUGCUCUGUUAUAAUAGCCAAUCAAAACAGCUUUUACAAAGACACCCACAUUCUUUUUUUUUUUUUUUUAAGUCACUCGUUCAUUUUAUUUGUUUGUUUGUUCAGUAAAAACCCAAACAUUUGAAUUUAUUUUAUUUCCUCGUGUCGCACCUUAAUGACGUCAGCGCGCGGUAUUUUUCCCUUCGCGGUUUGUUCCUUCUCUCUCGCUAUAGUAAGACACCCACAUCCGCUUGUUCUGACCCACUGGAGGUAGCGUCACAGUGCUGUUAGCCAAUCAGAGGUAACACGUUUGCAUGUCAUGAAUAUUAAUGAUAAGACCCGCCCCCACCCUCUACCCUUCCCCGCCUCCAUGCUUCUCAUUAGCAAAACGACGCACUGGGAAAAGUGCUGAAAUGGGGCUUUCUCCCAGGAGGCUAUAUCUACGUGCCGAGGGUUCAUUUUGAGAAAGGCUGCGGAUAUAACAUCCGGAAACCUCCACGAGCCCGUUUAAAGCAUCAACAAACCACCAUGCCAUGGGUCCUUUAAAAUCAUGUCGGAACAGGUCAAGAGCUUCAGGUGAUGUUCACAUCAAACGUCAGAAUGAGUGGAAAUGAGAUCUCUGUGGUGUUGACCGUGGUAUGGUUUUUGGUACCAAACUGAGUAGUUUGAAUUUGAGGAUUCCAGGGAUUUUCAAGCCCAACAGCCUCUAAAGUUUAGACAAAGCAGGGCAAAGAAACAGCUUGUUGAUGAGAGAGGUAACUCAAAUAACCACUCUUUACAACUGUGGUGAGCAGAAAAGCAUCUCUGAACACAUACCAUGUCAAAGCUUGAGGCAGAUGGGCUUCAACAGCAGAACACCACCUCAGGUUCUACUCCUAAGAACAGGAAUCUGAGCCUACACUGGACAGAGGCUCACCCAGACUGGACGACGAUGACGACUUCUUCCUCCCCAUUAAGUAAAGCUCUUGACCUGUUAUCUGCUUUAUUUUAUUAACUGUUCUGCUGCUACAUGAUUGGCUGAUUGGAAAACUGAAUGAAUAAUCAGCUCUUCCUAAUAAAGUGGUCAGUGAGUGUAUAUUAUAUUACUUGAGUAUCUGGAAUUUUCUUAUUCACCUGUAGUAAUAUCUAAAGACGAUAUUUAAGUUAUUCCACAAAAUCGAGUCGUACAUGAGCUGAUCACCGACAAGGCACGUAGCGCUGAGUUGGCUAUAAGCCAUGUUCGACGAUAUUUAGUGGAAUAACUGUUUUAUUCAAUCCACGUUCGCUGGAUUUUGAGAAAUGGAGCAUUUUUCAUCUCAUCUCAUUAUCUCUAGCCGCUUUAUCCUGUUCUGCAGGGUCGCAGGCAAGCUGGAGCCUAUCCCAGCUGACUACGGGCGAA